AUGUCUAAUUACAUUAGCCAAAAGUUAUCAGAAUUACAUCCUAAAUUACAAACCAAUGGUAUUGGGAUAGGUAACACGCACAGAAGAAUCUCUUUAGCAUUCUUAACACCGAUUGAUAAAUCUAAUCCUUUGAUCAAAAAAUCCAAACUCCAAAAUAAAAAGUUUUUAAGGAAGAGAGAUCGAAGAAGAAAAAGAAUCUGGGAAGAGCAGAGAAGUGUUAGGUCCUUGGGUGAAGAUUUUGGAAGCAGUAUUAGAGAAAGCUAUUAUGGCUCGAUAAAUAGCGGAGAUGGGGAAAAUAUUGAUGAUCAGUUUGAUCAGAAUGCCCAACUUCAAAAUCGAAAUCAUUUGUACGAUAUAGAGAACGUAAGGAAUUAUGACGAUGCCAUUAAUGAUAGGGAUGAAGGCAAUAUUGAGGUCGAAGGAGCUAAUGAGGAUGACGAAAAUAAUGAACUAGGGUCACAGCUAAGUAGAACGAUUUCUUUACCUUCAAGGGUUAGUGAAACAUCUGAUGCUGUUGAACCAGAUGUUGACUGGAUUUUGAGAGAACAUGAAAGAAGAUAUUCAAUUACAAAUAAUGAUGUGGAAAGUGCCAUAUUGGAGGAGGAGGAGGAAAGAGAUGAAGAUGAUGAACGAAGAGGAAGAAGAGGAAUACGUACUGGUGCUAUGUUAGAUGCUGAUGAUGAUGUCAUUUCGAACUACGAGUCGUUUAUGAGAAGAGUUAAGAAAAAUGAAGCAAAUGAAAAUGCUUUGAAUAAAACACUAAAUGAUGAGUUAAUAAAUAAGAACACGAUUGAAGAGGAUGGUUUUUUGCUUAAAGAUGAUGAAGAAAGUGAGGACUUUGCCAAUGAGGUUGUGACCUACAAAUCAGAAUCUAAAAUAUUGGUCGCUUAUUCAAUUCCUUUAAUUUUUACCUUUUUUUUUGAGCAAAUUUUCAGUGUAGUUUGUUCUGUAGCUGUUGGUCAUUUGGGUAAAAGUGAAUUAGCAGCAGUCUCUUUAGCCUCAAUGACCACUAAUAUAACUUUGGCCGUUUUUGAAGGGAUAGCCACAAGUUUAGACACUUUGUGUCCUCAAGCUUAUGGUUCUGGUAACUAUAAAGGCGUAGGAAUCCAUUUGCAGAGAUGUGUGGCAUUCUCCUUGGUUAUUUUCAUUCCCUUUGCCUUUUUAUGGUAUUUUGCCGAACAUUUUUUAAUUUACCUUGUUCCCAAAGAGGAAAAAGAUUUAAUUCACCUAACAGCGUUAUUUCUAAGAGUUGUCAUAUUAGGAGCACCACCAUAUAUUAUGUUUGAAAAUUUAAAAAGGUUCUUACAAGCGCAGGGUAUUUUUGAUGCAGGAAUUUAUGUUUUAAUCAUAUGUUGUCCUCUGAAUAUUUUGCUAAGUUAUUUAUUGGUGUGGAACAAAACUAUCGGUUUAGGCUAUAUCGGCGCUCCAAUAGCUGUUGUUAUUAAUUUCUGGUUAAUGUUUUUAUUAUUAUUAGCAUAUACCGUGAAUACAGAUGCUAUGAAAUGCUGGCCUGGAUUUUCUAAAAAGGCCCUGACCCAUUGGCGGGAUUUGUCAUAUUUAGCCAUACCUGGUAUUGUUAUGUUGGAAGCUGAAGACUUAUCAUAUGAAAUUUUAACUCUAUUCUGUUCUUAUUUUGGAACUUCUUAUUUAGCGGCUCAAUCCGCGGUUUCCACUGUUGCUGUCUUGAUGUAUAUGGGGUCUUUUGCAGUCGGUGUUGCUUCCUCUACCAGAAUUGCCCAUUUUAUUGGUGCUAAAAGAGUUGAUAGCGCCAAUAUUGCAUCUACUGUGGCUAUAAUAGCAUCAGUUUUUGUUGGUUUUAUCAAUUGUUUUGUUUUAACUUUUGGCAGAAAAUUCAUUGCUGGUAUUUUCACGAGGGAUCCAGAUGUUUUCAAAUUAAUUACUGAAGUUUUACCUCUAGUUGGUGUCGUAGAGAUUUUUGAUUCCAUUAAUUGUAUUGCCGGUUCGUGCUUGAGAGGGCAAGGUAUGCAAUUUAUUGGGAGUAUCGUCAAUUUAAUCGUUUAUUAUUUGUUUGCUAUUCCAUUAGGUAUGUUUUUAGGUUGGGUUAUAGACUUGAAAAUAUUUGGCUUGUGGAUAGGUAUUGGUUCUGGGAUGUUACUAAUUGGGUUAAUCGAAAGCUAUUAUGUUUUGUGUCCCAAUUGGAAUUCUAUUUUAGAACGGGCAGAAAUGUUAAAAGAGACUGAGGAUGAUGACGACGACAAUGAUGAUAUCGAAAUGGAAGAAAGCGACUCUGAUAGCGAAGAUGAAGAUGAAGAUGAAGAUGAAAACGACAAUUUAAUCAAUGAACAUUCUAGGUUGAUACAGGUAUAA
Saccharomycodes ludwigii is the source of this 2328-nucleotide messenger RNA. RefSeq lists its product as uncharacterized. The record is from RefSeq and is a predicted model, not a curated record. Gene Ontology annotation, biological process: xenobiotic detoxification by transmembrane export across the plasma membrane. The transcript has a single exon. Gene Ontology annotation, cellular component: membrane. Gene Ontology annotation, molecular function: xenobiotic transmembrane transporter activity; antiporter activity. Lineage: Eukaryota; Fungi; Ascomycota; Saccharomycetes; Saccharomycodales; Saccharomycodaceae. Bases 1 to 2328 code for a protein of 775 amino acids.